GAAACCCUGGCGGAAAAUAGGAAUGGCUUAAAAGGAGUUUGAUAGUUCUAUAUAUUUCUCCAAAAGUUCACCCAGCUCUUAAUUGUACAAUGUUGGAGAAGGCAUCCUGAGGUAAAUAACCAAGGAAUACAAUUGUCAUAAAGCCACAAUGAUCAUCCAGAUGCCAAUUUGGGUAUACAUGGGGCUGGCCUUAGCUUGGAGACUGGCAUUGCUUCUCUACGGAGAGUGGCAGGAUAGGACAUUUGCAGUGAAAUAUACAGAUGUGGACUAUUUUGUUUUCAGUGAUGCAGCAAGUUUUGUGCAUCAGGGUAAACCACCAUAUGAGAGAUCAACCUUUAGGUACACUCCAUUACUAGCCUGGAUGCUGCUCCCUAACCUCUAUGUAGGACCUGUCUUUGGGAAGUUGCUGUUCAUCGUGUUUGAUUUGGGGACUGGCUUUCUUAUUUACAAGCUUGCUUUAGCAAGGGGACAUACACUAAGAAUGUCAAAAUGCUGCGCGUGUCUCUGGCUGUUAAAUCCACUCCCAGCAGCUGUAUCAAGCAGGGGAAAUGCUGAAUCAAUCAUGACAUUUCUGGUUCUAUGGACACUGAAAUGUCUCACCUCGAAAAACACCAUUGCAAUGUCGGUACUGUAUGCAGUGUCUGUACACUUCAAGAUUUACCCUGUGACCUACAGCAUCCCUUUCUACUUUCUGUUGGAUGAGACAUCCUCUGACACAUAUGGACAUGCAGCAGGAUGUUGUGAUUCAUGGAAAUGGUACAGGACAGCCCAAAAACUCAUUCUGCCAAAUUGGCCGAGAUUAAUAUUUGUUGGCAUUACGGGAAUUGUGCUGGCCAUGCUUACAGCUGGAUGCUAUGACAUGUAUGGGUGGGAUUUUCUUGAGCAUGCUUACCUGUAUCAUGUGACAAGGAAGGACAUUCGCCAUAACUUCUCUGUGUAUUUUUACAUGCUAUACCUAGGGGCUGAAGAGCUAAGGCUGCCUUGUCUGGGCGUGGCUGUCUUCCUCCCACAAGCUCUGCUUCUCCUUGCCGUCUCACUCAAGUUUUACCAUGACCCACCCCUCUGCUGCUUCCUACAUACCUUCAUCUUUGUGACAUUCAAUAAAGUGUGCACCUCACAGUACUUCCUCUGGUAUUUGUGUCUCGUACCGCUAGUGAUACCACGGUUACGAAUGAAAGUCGGCAAAGGGAUCUUACUAACUGUCUCCUGGUUUAUAGCACAGGGAUUGUGGUUGUUGCCAGCCUACUACCUGGAGUUUGAAGGCCAGAAUACCUUUCUCUACAUUUGGAUGGCUGGAAUUCUUUUCUUUCUCGUCAAUAUUUAUAUCGCAAAGUCGGUGAUAGAAGCUUACACGUUUGAUAGUUGGAACCAUCCAGUUACACCAACUGCUGAAGUCUCAUGGUCAAAAGCAAAGGCAAAGUAACAGUACUGGAACUUCUUACAGUGCUGUUUUUUUUUUUUUAUCAGACAUGAUCAGAAAUACAGCACUGUUUUACUAGGAAUGUGUGGUGGGAAAAAAAUAAGUCUGGUCUCUGUUUCAUUGGCACCUGUAGAAAAGGAUCCGUGACGAGGGAAGUAAAGGUAUGUGGGAAGGUCUGCAGCAACUUGCGGAUGGUCGUGAUAUUCCCACCGGCUCAACCAGUUUUCUCUCACCAUUAUGCUGGUCACCGUUGCAUAAGCGAAAUAUUCUUAUGUGUGGCAUAAACACCAAUCAAAUAAAUGAAUAAACAAGGAGGCAAAAGCUUAUAAUCACGCUCCACUGGGCUCAGCUGUGGCUUCGCAUCACAGGCCUUGCUGGGAAUCAGACGCCAUAAUAGAAGUCGCUAUAACGUGACUAUAACGUGAUCACUGCGUAAAUGAAAUGGAUUUCAAAGGUGCAUGGUGUUAGUUUAUCUCAGCGUGGAUACAGACAUUCGUAUGGCAAUCGUCAACAAUUUGGCCACCACACGGCUGAAAUAUUGGAACUGGGAUUAAGAGUCACUUAAUCCCAGAUUGAAGUUAAGACAUAGUCAUUCAAUGAUUCAAUAAUAGAAAGAAAAUUUCCAAACUUACAACGUUCAACACAAUCCACCAUUCAUACAAAGAGAUAGACACUUUUCAGUGACGUUGGAAAGGCGUAAAGAUGUAAAAUGUAACCAGUAUAAGUCGUGUCAAAUACUGAUACAUGUAUGUAAGUCGUUGGUAAUGAAAAUGGGUAACACAGUUGAUCUCUGAUUUUAAUUCGUCAUGUAUACAAGUUAGAACGUGGCAAUGUUAAAGACAGGAUGUAUAUCCGGUCUCUAGCCCCAGGUUAAUUAAGCGGGAUUAGACCAGUUUAAUAUGGAGCAGAGCGCUAGAUACUUCAAUCCCUCCUCCCUAUGCCCCAAGGCAACACUUUCACGCAAAUUCAUGAACAUAUGUUACGUGGAUAUGGCUUGAUCAGAUGGUUUGGGUUAUAGUUUGAUUGUUUCCGUUAUGCUACUCCAUGUCGAUUUCAGUCUCCGUGUCGCCAGUACACCUGUUGUCAUACUUUUGUGCAUGUAGUUCUCCCAUUCUGAUGUUACACUUGACAUUCCUCCAUACUAUGUGCCUUGGGGCAUUUCUGCAUUGAUUGACCGUCAUAUCGGGGCUGCUAAUUAAAACACUAUUGAACAAGGGGACUGAUGGUAACUGGCAUACUGACCAAGCCCAUGAAACGUGUCGGUGCCAAAUACAACUUCAUAUGUCUGUUGAAUCAUUCCACACAAAUACAAACACAAAUAUGUGUAUUUAGACGAGGUGUUUGUUACACACAGUCUUGAAAAGAGGAUCCGAUUUGCUGAAAACUGACAGGAGCUGUUUAGCACGUGUUAAAUUUUGUGUAAAGCCAGUGGCCUCUUAAAAAAUUUCUUCCUGGUUUUGAGGUUAAUGAGUUUAUUUCUCGACGUUAAUACCGGCCAGAACCUGAACCAUCCAGAAUUUAUAUAGUUUAAUGUCCAAACCCUCAGUCAACACGGCUGACAUAUGUCACUUCGGAAAUAGCGAUUUAGCCAAUGUUGUUCGUUUCCUUUUUUGCGCCUUUUUGUCAUGUUCAUGGUUUGUGAAUCGGGAGGUUAUUUGUUCAAUGGUUCCCAUUGGCUCAAGGCUUGUACAAAUGAGAUGAAAGUAGGCCAGAUUGUUUUCCGUGCGUGACUGUCACAGCUGUGUCACGGCUAGCUGGUCUUGCAUCCACCUCCCUGUCUCGUACAACAAUAACUGGCCUACAUACGACACUCAUCUUACACUGGCUGACUUAUCCUUAUUUCACCCAGCGGAAAAUUACCGUUAUGUACAUACAUGCAUGCUAUACUUCUCUCAUUUACUCGAAUGUGAACCGGUUAAGUGACUGCUGGCACCUUACAGCUUAUCAGUGCUUCUUUAUGGUAUGGGAAAAAUCAAAUAAUGUAUGAACUCAUGCUCAUGCACCAGUACGGCAAAUUAAAGCGGGAUUGUUCGAAUCUUCACACGUUUUAAAAUAAUAGGCUACAAAUAGUUUGGUUGUGUUAUAUUCAGCAAUAUUAACUAGGUAAAGACUACAUUUAGAUUAUAUGUACAUACGUAUUUAGUCAUGCUGAUUGUAUUGCAUGCUUACGUCAUCUUGUUACAGAAUAUUCAGCUCAUUUUCAAAAGCUUGAAUGAAUAUUGCAUUAUUGGCUAUAUGAGAAAUGUGGUACUUAUAUA
Molecule: messenger RNA, 3678 nt
Organism: Liolophura sinensis
Lineage: Eukaryota; Metazoa; Mollusca; Polyplacophora; Chitonida; Chitonidae
Product: GPI mannosyltransferase 1-like
Exons: 6
Coding region: 149-1423 (424 amino acids)
Biological process (GO): GPI anchor biosynthetic process
Cellular component (GO): glycosylphosphatidylinositol-mannosyltransferase I complex; membrane
Molecular function (GO): GPI mannosyltransferase activity; alpha-1,4-mannosyltransferase activity
Source: RefSeq, a predicted model, not a curated record